CCUUACCAGUUAGGGUGAACCUCAUCAGAUUUCAAAUUCAAUGGGGUGACGUCAGAGUUGUACAUCCCACGGAUCCCGUAUAGCAAUGACGCGGAUGGCUAUUGAAAGCCCUUUGCUGUAGCUGGAGAGUGGAAGGUUAGAAAGUCUUGGUCUGAGUAGCAGGGUGGUAGGAUGGCGGAAGCGUUCCUAGAUGGGAAGGAUGCUCACUCUCUCCUCAAGCGCUUCCCCCGAGCCAACAGUUUCCUGGAGGAGUUCAGACAGGGUAACAUCGAACGGGAGUGUGUGGAGGAGAGCUGCAGCUUCGAGGAGGCCAAUGAAGUGUUCGAGAACAAAGAGAGAACAAUGGAGUUCUGGAAGACUCGCAGUGUGUACACAGUGAGCAGCCACGAGCAGACCAGGGACGGACGUUCAGAGGGCCACCUCUACAUGGUGGUUCCCCUGCUGGGUGUGGCUCUCCUCCUCCUCAUCGCCCUCUUCCUCAUCUGGAGGUGCCAGCUGCAGAAGGCCACACGGCGGCGGCCCGCCUACACCCAGAACCGCUACAUGAACAACCGCAACACCCGCAGCCUGCCGCGCAUCCUGGUCCACCGGGACACGCCAUCCCACUCCGAGACCCCCUUAUCCAGGCCCACGGUGGUGGUGAGUGGGGUGGAGAGAAUAGUAGGAGGAAGUGGAGGAGGGUCGCUGGUUUGCGCUGCAAACGUUCCCCAAGAACCUCACUCCCACCCUCAGAACACUCGCUCAGCCCUGUACGUCCAGGAUCCGUCUGUGUCAGUAGCGUCGCGUCUCUCCGGUGCCACACCUCCUCCUUCCUAUGAGGAGGUGACAGGACACCUGGAGAGCAGCAGCGACGAGGUGUCGGCGCCGUACAGCGACCCUCCGCCCAAAUAUGAGGAGAUUAUCAAGGAGAAAUAAGCAGAGGGAGGGAGAGAGGGAUGGAAGGAGGGAGGGAGGCUGGUCCGGGGGCCAUACUGUCAGAUCCAUCCCUCCCUCCAUUGUCCUUGUCUCUAGUCUGAGGGGCUGGCAAACUGCUAGCUAUCCGUGGGAAAGAAUGCACUGUGGUAUCUAAUAUCGUGAAGCACUUGUUGUAUCUAUCGCUGACUGACUACUGUACAAGGUUUGGAACGACGAUGAUUUGUGCUACACUGUGUUUUCUAUCUUGCCAAUGCCUGGGGUUUGGCGGUCUGUUUUGAUUUUGCGUUGUUGUUAUGCAUCAGUGUUUCUCACUGUACUCUGAAUGUGGUGGUCAUUGUUUACUAGUGCGUAUGACUCUGCAGUGAAGCGCUAUAUCCAUAAUAACUGUAUAUUUAUACUGUAUACUUUUCCACCUUUCUCUCAUCACACCAGCUAGUCACUUGGAGAAAUACAAUCGCUGAGUCUACACUGCCUUCCCCCCUAAACACUGAAGAAACAACACCUUUCCCGGACACCCUGAGGCACCUUUAAAUGUGUCAGCCAUCUCAAAUGGUGCCCUAUUCCCUACAUAGUGUACUCACUACUUUUGACCAGGGCCAUUUGGGACGUGGUUGUGAGAGGAAUGGAACAUUGCCAAGUCACCCUCCAUCCCCUGAGAGGAAGAGACUACUGUGUGGAUGAAGGUAGUGAGGAUGUUUCCAAGCCCUCAGUAGUACUUCUUCCUCUCCAGAGUUGUGCCGUGACUCAUGAUAAAGGAGAGUUGAUUUGCCAAAUGUGCACUGCUGAUUACGUGUACUGCUUUCUGAACACACAAAAUGAAAAGAAAAAGUAUAUUCUUUCAUUUAUUGAAAGUAGUAUGGUUUAACAAACAGAAACAGUAGCCAGUGCUUGUGGACUAUGGGACUAUAGGACUAUCUUAUUAUGAAGAGGAUGCAGCCAGACACAGCGGAUGAGUUGGGAUCUUCAGUGUUUCUCCUCUUUGUCUGAAUCCAACGCCAAGGCCGUCUUUCUCCACAUACAUCCUCUGGUCAUGGAAGGGCCUUGAAUUAAGAGGAAACGGAUGCACUCCAAGUGUAUGGUGGGAAGAACACGCAUACUAUCUCAAAAUGUAUCAGGUAUUUGAGUUUUUGGCUAAUUAGAAAAUAAUUGAAUGACCUGAUAAUUAAUUUCAGUCCUUUAUUAAGCUUACCAGUAAAUAUACUAUCUUACACACACAAACAAAGACACACAGGUACGCACGCACGCACAAAGACACACACACACACACACACACACACACAGGUACGCACGCACGCACAAAGACACACACACACACACACACACAGGUACGCACGAAUGCACACACACACACACACACACACCCAACACACACACACACAUGUACGCAUGCACGCACGCACACACACACACACACACCCAACACACACACACACGGGUACGCAGGCACGCACGCACACACACACACACACACACACACACACACACACACACACAAAAACACACACAGAGGAAGCACAAUCAGUAGCUCUGACAACAUUCCAGUCAACCCUCAGCCUAUCCCUCUCAAAGCUGCAGUGAACUUUACAAUGCUGGCUUCAGUACUGCUGUGCUAUAACUGUUUACAAUUGCUACUUUUUAAAAUCUUGUUUGAAUAGAUGCGUAAGAAAUCUCUAGACUAGUGAGCCAUGGUCGGGUAUAUCACCAUCAUGACUGCUGAAUGGUACAAAUGCUCUUCUUUUCUUUAGUCUCUUCUUGUUUUGUUGUUGCUUUUUCACUUGUGUCUCGUUUUGUUGGUGUUCAAACCUUGUUGAACCAGACAUCCACCAACCAGGACAUGCAACAGAAGUAGUGUUUCAGAAUCAGCUCAGGUUGCCAGCAGUAACAGUCUCUAUGUUAUAUACUAACCACUGCCAAUGGCUGGACCAAAUGGGAUCACAAGAUAACUCUGACUUGUACUGCAAUACCUGGAGUACCUGUUUUUUACACAGGGGAGAGAGAAAAGGAGCGACCAAGGGCAGAGAGAGAGAGAUAGGGAGCGGGAGAUGCCCUCUGGCCUGUCUGGGGCCUUCUCAAGGUUAGCAAUGUAAGUGUCUGGCCUGGGCUUAGUCUGCUCUGCAGUUUUCCAAGGAAGGAGGGAUGACAAAACACUAGGGCUUCUGCAGGGAAGGGAAGGAGGGAUGGACACAGGGCUACUGCAAUGGUCCUUCCCUUUCUAGAGGAGCUAGAUGCUGGCUGCUUCUGAUGAUGUGAGCACUGUCUGUCUGCUUCUGAUGAUGCAAGCGUUGUCUGUUUCUGUCUGCUGACUAGUUCCUAGUGUCCCCGGGCUCUCAAGGCUCUUUAUACUGACAUCUAUUCUACAGUUUGUGCUGAUUCAUAUUCAUGGAAUGAACAAUGUGCGAGAGUGUGUGUGCGUGUAUGUGUGUGUGAGAUCCUGUAUUUGUGCCCAAACUCUCCUUAAAAAUUCACUUCACUAAAGAUUGAAAUACUCCACAAAAACAAUUGUUUAUGUUCUUUACUAUAUCUAUAUAUUCAUGCAUGUACAUGUAAAUAUACAGUGCGUUCGGAAAGUAUUCAGACCCCUUGACUUUUUCCACAUUUUGUUAUGUUACAGCCUUAUUCUAAAAUUGAUUAAAUACUGUUUUCCCCUCAGAAGUCUACACACAAUAACCCAUAAUGACAUGUUUUUCGAAUAUUUAGCAAAUGUAUAACCCCCCCCCCAAAAACAUACCUUAUUUACAUGAGUAUUCAGACCCUUUGCAAUGAGAAUCGAAAUAGAGCUCAGGUGCAUCCUGUUUCUACUGAUCAUCCUUGAGAUGUUUCUACAACUUGAUUGGAAUCCACCUGUGGUAAAUACAAUUGAUUGGACAUGAUUUGGAAAGGCACACACCUGUCUAUAUAAGGUCCCACAGUUGACAGUGCAUGUCAGAGCAAAAACCAAGCCAUGAGGUCGAAGGAAUUGUCCGUAGAGAUCCGAGACAGGAUUAUGUAGAGGCACAGAUUUGGGGUUGGCGUACCAAAAAAUGUCUGCAGUAUUGAAGGUCCCAAAGAACACAGUGGCCUCCAUCAUUCUUAAAUAGAAGACUUUUGGAACCACCAAGACUCUUCCUAGAGCUGGCCGCCCAGCCAAACUGAGCAAUCGGGGGCGAAGGGCCUUGGUCAGUGAGGUGACCAAUAACCAGAUGGUCACUCUGACAGAGCUCUAGAGUUCCUCUGUGGAGAUUGGAGAACCUUCCAGAAGGACAACCAUCUCUGCAGCACUCCCCCAAUCAGGCCUUUAUGGUAGAGUUGCCAGAUGGAAGCGACUCCUCAGUAAAAGGCACAUGCCAGCACAUCUGGAGCUUGCCAAAAGCCACCUAAAGACUCCCAGACCAUGAGAAACUAGAUUAUUUGGCCUAAAUGCCUAAAGGAAACCUGGCACCAUCCCUACGGUGAAGUAUGGUGGUGGCAUUAUCGUGGUGGCAUUAUCAUGCUGUGGGGAUGUUUUUCAACAGCGGGGACUGAGAGACGAGUCAGGAUCGAGGGAAAGAUGAACGGAGCAAAGCACAGAGAGAUCCUUGAUGAAAACCUGCUCCAGAGCGCUCAGGACCUCAGACUGGGGUGAAGGUUCACCUACCAACAAGAUAACGACCCCAAGCACAAAGCCUGCGUAUGAGUGGCUUUGGGACAAGUCUCUGAAUGUCCUUGAGUGGCCAAGUCAGAGCUCAGACUUGAACCUGAUCAAACAUUUCUGGAGAGACCUGAAAAUAGCUGUGCAGCAACGCUCCCCAUCCAACCUGACAGAGAUUGAGAAGAUCUGCAGAGAAGAAUGGGAGAAACUCCCCAAUUACAGGUGUGCCAAGCUUGUAGCAUCAUACCCAAGAAGAAUUGAGGUUGUAAUUGCUGCUAAAGGUUCUUCAACAAAGUACUGAGUAAAAGGUCUGAAUACUUAUGUAAAUGUCAUAUUUCAGUUUUUUAUUAUUAAUACAUUUGAAUUAAACCUGUUUUUGCUUUGUCAUUAUGGAUUAUUGUGUGUAGAUUGAUGAGGGAAAAAACUAUUUAAU
This is a messenger RNA of Oncorhynchus nerka (sockeye salmon), 4955 nucleotides long. RefSeq names its product transmembrane gamma-carboxyglutamic acid protein 3 (gene prrg3). The transcript has 4 exons. Bases 172 to 915 code for a protein of 247 amino acids. The record is from RefSeq and is a predicted model, not a curated record. Gene Ontology annotation, cellular component: extracellular region. Lineage: Eukaryota; Metazoa; Chordata; Actinopteri; Salmoniformes; Salmonidae. Gene Ontology annotation, molecular function: calcium ion binding.